Molecule: messenger RNA, 2951 nt
Organism: Papilio machaon (common yellow swallowtail)
Lineage: Eukaryota; Metazoa; Arthropoda; Insecta; Lepidoptera; Papilionidae
Gene: Orp8
Product: oxysterol-binding protein-related protein 8
Exons: 20
Coding region: 249-2774 (841 amino acids)
Cellular component (GO): cytosol; intracellular membrane-bounded organelle; membrane
Molecular function (GO): cholesterol binding
Source: RefSeq, a predicted model, not a curated record
UUGUUUUUAAGACUCAAAAAAAAAUCUCCUUAACCGAUCAAUAACGUAGACAAUAUUUUGUCUAUUUUUCCAUCUGUGGAUAAAUUGGUAUUUUUGUUAAUCUAAUUCUUUUAUUCGUAAUAGAAAAUACGGAAGUUGAACUGCGUUAUAUUAGUUUGUAAUUUUCCUUUCCGACGUAAGCUCCACUUGUCACCUCCCCUGCUAUUUCCCUACCCUACCAUCAUCCACCGUCCCAAUGGUGUGAUCUCAUGAUGAGCUCCUCUCCAGCAGUAGAGCCGUCCUCGCCUUCUACUACCACGCCGUCAUCGCCAGCGCUGCGGUCGGGGGAUAGUACACAUUUUCACACGUCGACGCCGAAUUACACGAAUAAGAAACAGAACAAUACACAAUGGAACGUUGUAUUACCCGCCACCUCGACAAAUCCACCUGCCGUCGCUGAGACAACGUUGACGCCCCCGCCGCGCUCGCCCGGCGCUGCGCCCGCGCACACGCCUGCAUCCGGCGACGGCAGGGGCCACCCCCCAGACGGCACCUCCUCUGACAAGUCAUCUGAGACGGCGGCUGGAGUGUCCCGCGCGCCUAGCACGGCACUCUCACGCAAAGAGAGUUACAAAGCUCAGAGACAGCAUUAUAGAAGAGAGAAGAAGAGAGCAGCGUCCGCUCUGCUACAUUCUAUAGAAGAUCCCACUGUUGUUGUACUAGCUGAUUGGCUAAAGGUGCGGGGAUCUUUAAAAUCGUGGACUAAACUCUGGUGCGUUCUGAAACCUGGCAUCUUGUUGUUGUACAAGAGUCCAAAGGCAAAGAGCAGUCACUGGGUUGGCACCGUGUUGUUGACAUCUUGCCGUGUGAUUGAGAGGCCGAGUAAGAAGGACGGCUUCUGUUUCAAACUCUAUCAUCCUCUAGAACAGAACAUCUGGGCACCUCGAGGACCACACAACGAGACAAUCGGUGCAGUUGUACAACCAUUACCAACAGCACAUCUGAUAUUCCGAGCACCAUCUCAAGCUGCAGGUCAUUGUUGGUUGGAUGGACUAGAACUAGCUCUACAAUGCAGCAAUGCUAUGCUCAGAUGUUCCCGGUCUCGACCGGAGACCACACUGGAGCCGGAGACUCCGGUCGCGCAGACCAACAUCUCUCAUGAGGAGCUCGAGAGGCAUUUCAAUGAGCACGAGUUAGCGAGCGCUGCCUCGGAUACGGAUAGCGAGGGUUCCCGAGCGAUGGUCGACGCCCAACGAGAGGACCCCGCGAUUCGGCGGCAGGACGUCCUCGCCAGGAUACAGAGUCUGUAUGUAGAAGAUCCUGACAGAGAGAUCGGUGUGGCAGGGGAAUUAGUGGAAGAAGUGGCGGAAGAGAAUAAAUCUUUACUCUGGUUUUUAUUGAAGCAAGUGCGACCCGGCAUGGAUCUAAGUAAAGUGGUGUUGCCUACAUUUAUAUUGGAACCAAGGUCGUUCUUAGACAAGUUGUCGGAUAAUUAUUAUCAUGCGGACAUAUUGGGCAAGGCCCAAUCUCUAGAGGACCCUUACCAAAGGUUCAAAUGUGUACUCCGUUGGUACCUUUCGGGUCUUUAUCGUAAACCUAAGGGCCUCAAAAAGCCCUACAACCCAGUGCUGGGAGAGAUAUUCAGAUGCUGUUGGAAAGAUAAACAAGGGGAGUCGUAUACCUAUUAUAUUGCGGAACAAGUGUCCCAUCACCCACCAGUUUCUGCCUUCUACGUUUCGAAUAGAAAGGAUGGUUAUGUUAUCGAAGGUAGUUUGUUAGCCAGAUCUAAGUUUUACGGUAACUCGACGUCCGCCAUAUUGGAGGGGUGCGCUCGUAUCCAUUUACUAAACUGGGGGGAGACGUAUAUUACCACAGCGCCUUACGCACAUUGCAAGGGAAUUGUUAUUGGUACACUUAGUAUGGAACUAGGUGGUAAGGUUCACAUAAUAUGUCAAGAUACGGGAUAUCAAGCGGAUGUCGAAUUUAAACUAAGGUCUUUCCUUGGCGGUGCUGAUCAAACUAAUGCAAUAUCAGGAAGGAUUAAAAAGGGAAAAGAUACAGUAGCUACUGUUGAAGGAUAUUGGGAUGGAAAGAUAGAAAUAAAAGAUAAAAGAACUGGGGAAGAAACGAAUCUUUUAGAUGUUAAUAUACUAAAAGAACAGCGGAUGCCGAGAUAUUUGAUGAAGUUGGAAAAUCAACAGGAAUUUGAGUCUCAAAGACUUUGGCUGAAAGUAUCCGAAGCUAUACUUAAUGAUGAUCAGGUGGCGGCAACAGAGCAAAAGACUAUAAUAGAAGAAGCUCAAAGGACUCGUGCUAGGAAUCUCCUCUCACCCUGGAUACCACGACUGUUCCGUAGAGACUCACGAGCUGUGCCUGAAGGUAUAAUUGAUCAAGGUUGGAGAUACAACCACGCUAAUACUAGUCCAUGGCAGCCGGAAGAGAUAGUGGAAUACGAGGAGGAGUUUGUGAUAUCUUCAGCUCUGAGGCGUACGGAGAGACCUCGUGAACCUCCGCCACCUUCAGACUCUGACAGCAGAGAUGAGCUGGCGCGAAGAUCUAAGACAUCCACACGAACUUUAAAACAAGCUCUAAUAGCAAUUGAUACUUCAUUACGCGAACAAUCAAUAGCUUUAGAGAGAUUGACCAGAACUGUAGAACUAUUCAGUGAAAGCCAUCGUAUAGCCGACCAGAUGAGGCCGACCCCUCGCCCUGUUCCUUAUUCCCACGCGUGGGAUAUGUUCGCGGGGUUCAUCUUAGCUAUGCUGGUCCAGGUCUUGAUAAAUUGGCUCUUCUAAGACUGAACGGUUUACGGUACCUUGGAAUAUGAAAGUUUAUUCGUAACUUUGAAUUUUAAAAGACAGGACUCAGUUAAUUGCGUUUCCGCUCUGACAAAUUAUCAAUUAAAAGUUCUAUAUAUGCUUGUGUAGUCGUUUUUUGUGUGUGAUUUUUUUUUUAGUUUUUGUUUCUCUAAU